AUGAAUCAAUUGAGAGAAGAGCUGGUGAACACCACCGUCGAGGAGAAGCGGUUGGAAGAGAACAGCAAGCAUGAGAAGUACUGGUACAGGUGGGGUCCUUACUUGAGUGAGAGAGCUUGGGCCACUGUGCGUGAGGAUUACUCCCAGAACGGUGACGCCUGGUCGCACUUCCCAUUCGAGCACGCCAACGCCCGUGUCUUCAGAUGGGGUGAGGACGGUCUCUUUGGUGUCAGUGACAACAAGCAGCUGGUGUGUAUGAACGUCGCCUUGUGGAACGGUAAGGACGAGAGGUUGAAAGAGCGUCUCUUCGGUCUUACGGGACACCAAGGUAACCACGGUGAGGACGUCAAGGAGUUGUACUACUACCUGGACAACACACCUACCCACUCGUACAUGAAGGCCCUGUACAAGUACCCUUUCAAGAAGGCCUUCCCUUACAAAGAAUUGGUCCAGAAGAACGCCGAACGUGGCUACCAGGACCGUGAGUUCGAAGUCCAUGAAGUCGACGGCUUGUUCCAUGAUAAGGCCACCGGCGACACCCCUUACUUCGACGUCUACUUCGAAAUGGCAAAGAGCGACAGCAACCCUGACGACUUGAACUUCAGAAUCACCGUCCACAACAGAAGCAACCAGGACUCAGGCGAGCUGUACGUUACCCCACAGAUCUUCUACAGAAACACCUGGGCUUGGGAUGCUGAGUCCAAGAAGAACAUGCCAAGAUUGGAAAAGGAUGCCCACGCCAACAACUUGGUUCAUUUGUUCCACAAGAAGUUCGGAAAACAGAAAAUCGUCUUCCAACCUUCCCCAGACAUCAAGGAAGGCGAAGAUGUCGAACCAGAGCUUUUGUUCACAGAUAACGAGCCUAACUUGGUUAAAUUGUUCAAUGACAAAAAGAACCCAUCCCCUUACUCUAAGGACGCUUUCGAAGAAUACUUGGUCCACGGAAACAAGAAGCUAUGUAACCCAGAACACAAGGGUUCUAAAGCCGGUGCCGUCUAUCACUUCAAGAACAUUCCAGCUGGUGAAUCUGUCACUGUCAGAUACAAGUUCACUAACGACUUCGAUAACACUAUCUUCCCAUCCAAGGACUUGGCUGUCAUUGACGAAGAUAUCUUCGACACCACUUUCGACAACAGAAAGGAAGAAGCUGAUAACUUUUACUGGAGAGUUAACCCAUCCCCAAUUGACAAGGAAUUGAGAAAUGUGCAAAGACAAGCAUUCGCAGGUCUGCUUUGGACCAAACAGUUUUACAACUUGACCUUCGAUGAAUGGUUCAAAGGUGAUCCAAAUAUUAAGCCUCGUCCUCCACAAAACAGAGCCAAUGGUAGAAACAGCAACUGGCAACAUCUGUACAUCGAAGAUGUCCUUUCUAUGCCUGACAAAUGGGAAUAUCCUUUCUUCGCAUCUUGGGACACUGCAUUCCACUGUAUUCCUUUGGCCAUGAUUGAUCCUGACUUUGCCAAGAAACAACUAGACUUGCUAACUAGAGAAUGGUAUAUGCAUCCAAAUGGUCAAAUUCCUGCCUAUGAAUGGAACUUCAAUGAUGUCAACCCACCAGUCCACGCUUGGGCAGUUUACCGUGUAUUCAAGAUUGAAAAGUCUCUAUAUAACCGUGAAGAUCGUCACUUCCUGGAACGUGUCUUCCAAAAGUUGCUACUGAAUUUCACCUGGUGGGUUAACCGUAAGGAUGCUAACGGUAAGAACUUGUUCGAAGGUGGUUUCUUAGGUCUAGAUAACAUUGGUAUCUUUAACAGAUCCGAACCAUUGCCAACUGGUGGUACUCUGGAACAAGCUGACUCUACUGGUUGGAUGGCAUUCUUCUCAUUACAAAUGCUGAACAUUGCUUUGGAAUUGGCCAAAACUAACCCAGCCUAUGAAGAUAUUGCCUCCAAGUUCUUCGAACAUUUCAUUUUGAUUAGUGACUCCAUGUCCUUCGAGUAUCAAAAGGACUUGGAUAAUGGUGAAAUCAUUAAGCAAAACUUGUGGAAUGAAAACGAUAAAUUCUACUAUGAUGCCAUUUCAUGGGGUGGAGACCACAGAGAACAGCUACCAAUUAGAUCCCUGGUUGGUUUGAUCCCACUAUAUGCAUCCAUGACUUUAGAACCUUCUAUUAUCUUACAGUUCAAGGGCUUUAAAAAGCGUGUCGAUUGGUUUGUCAAGAACAAGAAGGAGAUCUUUGGUAGAAAUGUUGCUUCUAUGUCUGAAGAAGGUGUGGGUAAGAGAUUACUACUGUCUUUGGUCACUAAGGAUAGAUUGGAAGCAAUUUUGAAGCGUAUGCUAGACGAAACUGAAUUUUUAUCUGAUUAUGGUAUCAGAUCUUUGUCUAAAUACCAUGAGAAGCAUCCUUUCGAAAUGAAUGUUCAUGGUGUUCAAUAUAAGGUUCAAUACUUACCUGGUGAAUCCGACUCCGGUAUGUUUGGUGGUAACUCUAACUGGAGAGGUCCAAUCUGGUUCUCCACUAGUUUCUUGAUCAUUGAAUCAUUGCAAAGAUUCCAUUUGUACUACGGUUCUGACUUCAAGGUUGAAUGUCCUGUUGGUUCUGGUAAGUUCCUAAACUUAUCUCAAGUUGCUGAUGAAUUGUCUUCUCGUAUGGUCAAAUUAUUCUUGCCUGACCAAAAGACUGGCUUGCGUCCAGUUCACGGUGACAUUGAAGCUGACUUCUUGUCUAAGGACCCACACUUCAAGGAUCUAAUCCCCUUCUUUGAAUACUUUGAUGGUGAUACUGGUAGAGGUCUUGGUGCUUCUCACCAAACUGGUUGGACUUCAUUGGUUGCUAAGUGGAUCAGUGAAGUUGGUAUCUAUUGUACUAAGUCUUUGGAUAAGAAGAACUUAAAGGAAAAUGUACCAAAAGGUGGAUUUGCUGACGGUACUCCAAAGAUGAAGGACGAGCGUAGACGUAAGAGCACAAAGUCAUUGGUUAAUGUCGAAUCAACCAAGUUGGAACUAGCCGAAGAAUGCGAUAGCAAGGACAAGUUUGAAAAUGCCUACACCGCCUAUGUUGGUGCCAAUGCUGAACAUAUCCUUGAAACCAAAUUGAUGGAGAGGUUGAGAGAAAAGAUGCAAAACUUAUCCUUUGGCGAUGACAUCGUUGAUGAUGAAUUAGCUACAAAUGCCAACUCUGAUUUGGCAUGCCACUUUUAG
Nakaseomyces glabratus is the source of this 3141-nucleotide messenger RNA. RefSeq lists its product as uncharacterized. Gene Ontology annotation, molecular function: Glc3Man9GlcNAc2 oligosaccharide glucosidase activity. The record is from RefSeq and is a predicted model, not a curated record. Gene Ontology annotation, biological process: oligosaccharide metabolic process; protein N-linked glycosylation. NCBI's taxonomy places the organism in Eukaryota, Fungi, Ascomycota, Saccharomycetes, Saccharomycetales, Saccharomycetaceae.